GUAAGGGCCGACAGGAACUGGCCGCGGGUUUUGCGGCCGCGGCGGCCGCGCUUGGCGGCGGCGGAGCGGGAGCUGCCCAGACGCGGCGGAUAUGGCCGAGGUACCGCCGGGGCCUAGCAGCGUCCUGUCCCCGCAGGGGGACACGCUCUCCCCCUUCCCCGGAGGAGGAGGAGGAGGAGGGGGGGCUGCUUCCUCCUCCUCCUCCUCCGCCGCCUCCUAUGCCGCCGCCGCCGCCGCUUGCACCGGCGCCCAGGACGAGGAGGCCGAAGAGGAGGAGGAGGAGGAAGAGGAGGGACCGGCGGGCGGACGGGAGCAGCAGCAGCGAGGAGGAGGAGGAGGAGGAAGCGACGGCGGCAAGGGGGGCCCGCAGCACCGCCACCACCACCGCCACCACCACCACCCCCCGCACCACAACCACCAGCUCAACGGCCUCAUCAGCCCCGAGCUGCGGCACCUGCGGGCCUCCCUCAAGGGCAAGAUCCUCGGCUCGGAGGCAGGGGCGGCCCCCGAGGGGCUGGAGAACAAGCGAGCCAGCAAAACAAUGGGCUCCGGACAGCAGCAGUCGUCGCCCCCCACCGCAGCGCCCUGCUCGUCCCCCCACGCCAACCACCUCCCUCCCCAGGGAAGGACUGCACCCUCUCCUCCUCCUUCUCCCCCGGCCAAAGGGGACAGGAGCCAGCCUGCUGCCACAGCCGCGACUGCUGCUGCUAAGACUGCAGCCCGCAAUGGGCUGGCAGGAGAGACUGGCUUGGAGGAGGAAGAGCAGGAGGAGGGGGAUGAAGGAGGGGAGGAGGAGGAGGAGCCCCUGCAGCUACUCUCCGGGUCCUUAGCAGCAGCGUGCAGUUUGAAAGGCUCGGGAACGGACUGUCAGCCCGAGGAGGACCUAACGAUACGAUACGUCCAGUAUGAGUCAGAGCUGCAGAUGCCCGAUAUCAUGAGACUGAUCACCAAAGAUCUGUCUGAACCCUACUCCAUUUACACUUAUAGGUAUUUUAUCCACAACUGGCCACAACUUUGCUUUUUGGCCAUGGUAGGUGAGGAGUGUGUAGGUGCCAUCGUCUGCAAGCUGGAUAUGCACAAAAAGAUGUUCCGCAGAGGUUAUAUAGCCAUGUUAGCAGUGGAUUCCAAAUACAGAAGAAAAGGAAUUGGUACAAACUUGGUUAAGAAAGCUAUUUAUGCUAUGGUUGAAGGAGAUUGUGAUGAGGUUGUAUUGGAAACAGAAAUCACAAAUAAGUCUGCUUUGAAACUUUAUGAAAACCUUGGUUUUGUGCGAGACAAGAGGCUGUUCAGAUACUAUUUAAAUGGAGUGGAUGCACUGCGUCUGAAACUGUGGCUGCGUUAGGAGACCCCAUCCCAGCCAGCAAGCGACGUCCCAGCAGCGCAGAGUUGUCCUUUGCAUGCAAUGCAAUUUGUCCAAAAAUUGCUUUGCAAGGUGGACUUUAGUACUUUCCAUGCAGCUCUUAAACCUGUCAGUGUCCCAUUGAGUGUCGCACACAUUCGUUGCACUUUGGCAUGGCGCAUUUGUUCCGAAUUAAAGCCGAUUGUCUCAGACUCCGAGUCCUUUUGGUACCAGCCAGAUGUGCCAGGUGAUAGCCAAGAUAAUGUUCAUUCAUUUGCAAGUCUGCUGACUCUUUAGGACAUCCACACAGUGAACGUUUUAGCAGAGAAAACCUGGAUGGGAACGCCGCUUUUGGUUCCCGAAAAUUCAAAAUAAAGCCAAUGUAGAUUGUAAAAUUCUAUAAGUAUACUAACAUUUCAUACAAAAAUUGCCAUAGUUUUCUGGGGAAGAAGAAGAAAAAGAAAAAAAAGGCUUCAAUUUUAGGUUUUAUUUUUCAAUAAUGAAUUUUUCCAUUCUUAAAUAUUGGUACCUCAGUGAUUAGUGAAUGAAAAAAUGUAUCGUAGGGUGGGGUGUGUGUUACAACGAGUAACCAUUAAAUUGCGUCUGCCAGUGCCUGUAUAGAUAAGUAUAUUUGUCUUCACCUCUAAGUUUGGAGUGCAUGCUUUUAUUCUUUUACUUUCUUCAGUUGUCUUUGCAAGGAAAAAAAAAAUCUGCUUUUAUUUAAAUUCUGGAUUUGAUAAUAAAUUAUUUCAGAUUUUUAUAAUUCGGAUACUUCUCCCAAACAAAGGUUUGGAAGGCCCUUCUUAUAGCAAGAAGUGUAAGCUAUUUUGAAAACCUUGAGUAGCUGCUAAAAGAACCUAGUGGCACCAGUGAAUCUCUGCUGGGUUUGGAUGCACUUUUGUCAUUAAAAGAGUGAGGGACUUCUUUUAAAAGAAGAUAUAGAAAAUUAAUGUAAAUUGGUAUGAUUUUUAUUUAAUCAAAAUUAUUGCUAGAAGCGCUGAGAAACAGCUAUUUUAAGAUAGUUGGAACAAUUUUUUUUCCAGAUUCAGAUUGCUUUGCUUCAGUGUUCUAAAAUGCUUCAGUCUUUGGUUCUUGGUCUUGGAAGUGAAUUUCAAGGUGUAUCAUAUUCAUUUUCAGCUGCUCUCAUUUUCUCAACUUACAGGAGCUAAAUUAUUGGGGGAUUUUUUUUCCCCUCUAAAAUCAAAGCAGCGGGGAAGGAAUUCUGCCUCUCUUUCUUGCAUUCACUCUUGCUCUGUUUUUCUUUUUUUUUUUUUCCUUUCUUUAUUUGGGCUUACAUAGGUUUUACCAAUACCCAUCAAUUUUUUCAGUAAUGACAGCGUCGAGGCUUUCUUGUUCCGUGUGAUUCCACAGCCCAGGUCUAUGAAUCAGUUGGGUUGGGUUUUUUUGUGGGUUUGUUUUGUUUUGUUUUGUGGGGGGGGGGGGUCUCUAUUUUGUUUUGGUUUAUUGGGGGUUUUUGGUUUGGUUUUUUUUUUUUUUUUUUUUAGUUUUGAAAGACAAAAAUAAAGGUAUUAGGUGACUUGUGGAAGCACCUCUGUAAUCAGAGAUCUCAGAAUAUUCAAAGUUGGAAGGGACCCACCAGGAUCAAGUCCAGCUCUGAGGUGAAUGGUCCUUACAGGGAUCAAAAGGAUGAACUCUCAGUGAAUCCACGUUCAUGGAACCGAGCGAAUUCUCCACAGAUUUGCCUUACUACACUUUUUUUUUUUCCUUUUUAGGGUUUGAUUUGAGUCGUGGGGUUGGUUUUGGGGGGGUUUUUUUGUUUGUUUGUUUUCAUUUUUGCUAAUUACUGUACACUAAAAACAAAACCAACAAAACCCCUACCUCCAGUAUCAUUUGGAAAAGAUCCCUGUGCAGGAAAACUGGAUUUGAGCAAAGCCGCCUUUUGCACAGACCAAUCGCACAUGGUGAUGGACGUUUCUUACCAUGUACAAAUCAUGAGUUGUAUUUGGAAAUAAAGAUUUUUAAUGGAA
Motacilla alba alba is the source of this 3327-nucleotide messenger RNA. It is a transcript of the gene NAA30, whose product is annotated as N-alpha-acetyltransferase 30, NatC catalytic subunit. Gene Ontology annotation, molecular function: protein-N-terminal amino-acid acetyltransferase activity. Gene Ontology annotation, cellular component: NatC complex. Lineage: Eukaryota; Metazoa; Chordata; Aves; Passeriformes; Motacillidae. The record is from RefSeq and is a predicted model, not a curated record. The transcript has 5 exons. Gene Ontology annotation, biological process: N-terminal peptidyl-methionine acetylation. Bases 92 to 1342 code for a protein of 416 amino acids.